This is a messenger RNA of Episyrphus balteatus (marmalade hoverfly), 9896 nucleotides long. RefSeq names its product insulin-like growth factor 2 mRNA-binding protein 1 (gene Imp). Gene Ontology annotation, molecular function: mRNA 3'-UTR binding. Gene Ontology annotation, cellular component: nucleus; cytoplasm; cytosol. Lineage: Eukaryota; Metazoa; Arthropoda; Insecta; Diptera; Syrphidae. The transcript is spliced from 6 exons. The record is from RefSeq and is a predicted model, not a curated record. Gene Ontology annotation, biological process: nervous system development; regulation of gene expression. Bases 1678 to 3315 code for a protein of 545 amino acids.
AGUAGAUUAAAUUUUGUUUGUAAAUCGCGAGAUAAAACAGAUAUUUUUUUUCGUUUUGUUGCUUUGUUUACUUAUUGGUUCAAACGAAAGAAACAACAUUUAAGGCGACGACGGGUUUAUAAACAUUGUUUUUUUGUUACUAUUAUUAUUAUUUUUUUUUUGUUGCGCGCAUGAUGUGCAUUAAUGGAAAAACAUCAUUUUUCGUAUGCUAACUUUUUAUCUCUCAUACCUUUUUUGAGCAAUUUUGAAUUCAAUUAAUUCAUUGACAGAACUUUUUCGACAGAUUGGCCCAAAACCGGAUAAAACAAUAUUUACUAGAACAAGUGUUAUUGCAAGAAAAAGUUGACAGUAUUUCUCAUUUAAUAAAAUUAAACCAGAAAUAAAGUGUAAAAAAAUAUAACUUUGGGUUUUGAUGUACUGGGGGAGAGAGAGUAUCGUUUGUAUUUUUUAUCUGUGUGCGAAACGUCGCGAAAUUAAUUUUGUUUUUGUAUUUUUUUCCUAGAAAUACAUAUUUAAUGCACAGGCCAGGCCACUUAAGCUUACGAGCAACGAAUGGGUAUUACGCGUUUCGAUCGAUUCGAGGAUAGAUCACGCAUCUUUUUUCUUCGAUCCAUCAAAUUUGUUGAAGAUACUUUUUAUUAGGUACCUAUUUGUUUGUGCAAAAAGUGAAUCAGUCGAAAAAUAUUAUUAUCAUUUUGGUUCUUGAUUUGGAGAGAGAAAAGCAGAAAUAGUAUUUUAUGCGUUUAAACAAUAAUCGCUUUCAGCAAUUAUACUUUUUGUGGUGCGUUUUAAAUGUGAUAAGAGAUAAGCCCGCUAAUCCGGUUAUAUUGUGUCUGUGAAAUUUCCUUUCAGUUCUCUAGUAUUUAUUCAUUCUUUGACUUGUCGGUGUUGUUGUUGUUGUUGGUUGUAUUGUCAUUUGUCACAUAGAAACGUGUAACACCUUUACAUUAGAGAUUCGUAGAAUAUUAUCUCCCUCUAUUUCUCCAUACAUCACAGAAAAAAUAUCAUUACCGUGUUCCCUGUACCGUCGCCGUCUUUCCUACCUGCAAAACUGUGAGUUGCGAGUCUGCGAAUGUGACGGAAGAGAAUAAUUUGUGUUUAGGUACAUUGCUCUCGUGUCUCGUGUUAUUACAACUACUGUCAAUCGUGAUUCGUAAUUUUCUUCUGCACAGAACGUCAUAGAUAACCGAACCGAACAGAGAGAAGAGAAUGUGAAUCAUAUUCAAUUAUUAAUUUCCUUUCCUAGUGUCAUCUCGAUUUUAUAAUUGAAAAAAAAAGCUAUUUCAUAGUGCAAAGGGAAUGAAAAUAUAAUAAAAUUUCUCUUCGUGAUAUUGUCGUCUAAGAGUACUAUAAUACAAAACGGAGUGAACAUUUCGUAAUAAAUUAGAUUAAUUCUUUAGAGAAACAAGUAAAACAGCUCGAAAGAAAUGGUUGAAUAAUUCAUAAAUUGUUUUAUGUAAUUUUUUUUUUGUUGGUGUUAAUAAUACAAAAAAAUUGGUUGUGUUUAAAAAUUAUCAAAAACAAGAGAAAGUUUAUUUAAAAUUUAAUAUUUGAAUUUGUUGUCCAUACAAAAAAAACACAUUGUUGGUUAGUUUGCAAAAAAUUCUGUGAGAAGUCUUAAUUUGAAGAAUAUUUUUUUUUAUUAAAAACGAAAAGAAAUAUAAAAAUAUCAGCAAAAUGUCAAGAUUUCGUGUUUCAUCAAAAAUUUUGAUUAGCGGCAUUCCGCUGCAAACACGUUUCGAAGACAUCGAACCACUUCUCAAGCCAUUUGGCACCGUCAAACAGUGCGAGGCUGUAACUAGUAAGGAUCCAAAUACUCAGACUGUACAUAUAACGUUUGAGAAUCCUGAUCAGGCACAAAGAGCUGCUGGCGGUCUUAACGGUGUCGAUUUCGAAGGUAAUAAGUUGCACGCCGAGCAGCUUGACAAAAAUCAGCGCCGAAACGCACGUAGCGCUCGUAAUCAAUACGCUGGAAUGCCAGGUCCGGGUCGGCAAGCUGAUUUUCCGCUGCGCAUAUUGGUUCAAAGUGAAAUGGUUGGUGCUAUAAUUGGUCGUCAGGGUAGCACGAUUCGGACGAUUACUCAACAGAGUAGAGCUCGUGUAGAUGUCCAUCGGAAAGAAAAUGUUGGCAGUGUAGAAAAAGCUAUCACCAUCUAUGGAAAUCCUGAAAAUUGCACAAAUGCCUGCAAGCGAAUUCUAGAGGUGAUGCAACAGGAGGCCAUUUCUACAAACAAAGGUGAAAUUUGCCUUAAAAUACUAGCGCACAAUAAUUUAAUUGGUCGCAUCAUUGGCAAAAACGGUAACACUAUCAAACGGAUAAUGCAAGAAACUGAUACGAAAAUAACCGUUAGUUCAAUUAAUGAUAUAAGCAGCUACAAUUUAGAGCGUAUCAUUACUGUGAAAGGUCUUAUUGAGAAUAUGUCCCGUGCAGAAAGUCAAAUAAGUUCCAAACUACGACAAAGUUACGAAAACGACCUACAAGCAAUGGCACCACAAAGCUUAAUGUUUCCUGGCUUGCACCCGAUGGCAAUGAUGUCCACACCAGGCAACGGAAUGGUUUUCAAUCCAAGCAUGCCGUACACCUCAUGUCCGGCGUUUCCAAUGGCUAAGACACCAGCGGCAGUUGUUCCUCCCGUCUUCCCGAAUGACCAACAAGAAACCACAUACCUUUAUAUUCCUAAUAAUGCAGUUGGUGCUAUAAUCGGAACCAAAGGCUCACACAUUCGAAAUAUAAUGAGAUUUUCGGGUGCGUCAGUGAAAAUUGCACCGCUGGAGACCGACAAGCCAUUGGAACAACAGACCGAACGUAAAGUUACAAUAAUUGGUACGCCCGAAGGCCAAUGGAAGGCACAAUAUAUGAUUUUUGAAAAAAUGCGUGAAGAAGGCUUUAUGUGCGGUACUGAUGAUGUACGGUUAACGGUAGAGAUAUUGGUAGCUAGCUCACAGGUUGGACGGAUAAUUGGCAAGGGUGGACAAAACGUCCGAGAAUUACAGCGGGUGACAGGUAGUAUUAUUAAACUUCCAGAACACAAUGUUACUCCAGUGACGGGUGAGGAGGAAACAACUGUUCACAUAAUUGGGCCGUUCUUUAGCGUACAGUCUGCUCAGCGAAGAAUUAGAGCGAUGAUGAUGUCAACAAAUCCACCUCCAGUAACUAAAAAACAAAAAGCUGCUAAAGAACAAUCAUCAUCAACUAGUGGGACCCAAUCACAGACACAACAGAUCCCGCAACAGCAGCAACAACAACAACUACAGCAGCAACAAUCUUCUCCACCUCAACAACAACAUCAGCAAUCUUCAAGUUCGAGUCAGUAAAAGUAAAUUGAGAGUGUUUUAUUUUUUUUUUAUUUUUUUUUAUUUUAUUUUUUUUUUUUUCAUAAAUUAGUAAUUAAAACAUUCGCAAAAAAUAAAGAGAUAAUUACUACCAUUAGAAAUUAACUCUAGUAGAUAUAUAAAAAAAAACACACACUCACUAAACAACCACUUCAAAAAUACCCCACCCAAAAAACAAAACGCAAAAAAGUAUAUUAAACCAUUUGCAUAUAAAACUAUAGCAAAUAUGUAAAUAUAAAAGUGCUUUUUUUAAAUAUUUUUAUUUAUCAAAACACAUAUUUUUCGCCGUGAACCCACACUGUAUAGGUUUACUUAAUAAGAUUACCGAAAAAAAAAAAAAACAAUUAUAUAUAUAAAAAUUAAAUGGUAUUUUAGAAAGUCCCGAAAGAGAAGGUUAAUUUUGUUGAAUUAAUAUAAAAGCGAAGAUUACAGAGAAAAAAUACUUCUUAAUUUAAUAGAAGAUGCAACAAAAGGAAAGUAACACUUUAAUAAAAAAAAAACUUAAUUAAACUAUAAGAAAAUAAAUAUCAAAAUGAUGUUGUUAAUAUUAAAUAAAACAAAAAUAAUAAUUAAAACUAAUCAACCAUUCUAAUAUAAAAAGAAAUGAAUUGCCUUUUAAACGGUGCUGAAAUGUAAAUGAUAUUUUAUUAAUUAAUAUUAAUUGAUCUACUUACUUCUAUUCCUAUAAAUAUUAAACAUAGUGUAUCGUUUUCUUUUUUUUUUUUUUCAAAAACAGAACCAUUGUUAAUUCUUGUAUGUUAUUUAAACAAUUUUUCUUUUUUCCUGUUGAUCACUUUUCCUUAAACUAAUAUAAAUAGUUCACCAAACCACCAACAAACAAUCAAAAAUAGUAAUAGAAUGUUUUUUUUAAUUGUCAAUCUGGAAUUGAUUGUCAUAAACAAUCAAAUCCAAUUUAUCAUUGUAAACCUAUGUAAAAUUUUAUUUUUACAAUUCCUAAUAAUAGCUGCAGUUAUUUAUAUACGUUGUUCUAUAGACAUAAUUGAAAAAAAAAAGUUGAAUUGUUAAUUCACUGUUAUGUUCAUUCUAAGAAAAAGUUGUUCAAUAGUUUAAUUGUUUAAAUUUAAAUGAAUUAUUUAAACUUAUAGAGAUUAAUUAAAAUCUAAAUAAAUAAAUCACCAGCCACAAUAUUCCGUUCUACAAAAAAAAAAAUCUAAAUUUAACAAACACAUUUUCGGCACUAAAUUAAAAAAAAAAAUUGUUCAAACAUUUCGGCAAAAAAAAAAAACACUCACACCCAUUACUGAAUCCAUCGGAAUCAAUCUAAAAACAAUAAGACCAAAAUAAAUGGAAUUUUUCAUAAAAAGUUUCAUUAGUUAUAAUCACUGUGACAAAUUAAAUCAUAGUCAUAACUAGAUAACGACGGAUUUCAAGAAACGGGUGUGAAUUAAUUAUAUCAAAAUUAAUAUUGUAAAGAAAAAUCAAGAAAACAUAAAUUAGGAAAUCUACAAAAAUUAAAACCAAUAAUAUUAAAACUAUUUAAAUGAAAUAUAAAUACCUCAAUAUAAGUGCAUUAUCUUAUAUAAAAUAAUAAAUUAAUAAAACAAAAAAAAAAACAUAUUAAUGGUUUGGAAACUUAAAAACUGUAUGCAUGUCCCUGAAUUGUGUCACUCAAUCCUAAACCAUCUACUUAAACUUAAAAAAUUUUAAAAAUUAAGAUCAAUAACGCAUAUCAGUUUCAUUGUUUAAAUGAAAACAAAGUUUGCAAAUACAUUAAAAAACAAAAUAAAAAGACAACCAACUACAGACAACCAACAACAACAAAAAUUAUAUAACAUAAUUUACCAUUGAAGCUUGACUCUAAACCGAAAUUUUAAACUGAAAAAUAAUCUGAAAAAAAAAAUCUACAAUACUUUCGUGGACAAAAACUACUAUCCCUUGAAUAUAAUAACAUAAACAGACUUUACUUUCUUGUGCAUCAAAAUACUGCUUUUUAUGUUACUUGUCAUUUUGAAGCAACAAAAAAGUAUACAAACUUCACGAAAUUAUAUUUGGGCUAUUUUAAGAAGAAAAAAAAUAUUCAAGAAAAUAGCUUGUGUAAUAGAAAAAAAUAGUAUAGUAAAACAAGAAAAUAAAAUAAAAAAAUACUUUGAAGUGGGGUUCAAUCUAUAAAAAAAAAUUAAAAAAUGAAAAAUAAUAUGUAAACAUAACUUUUUUAACAUUUUUAUAUAUUUAUAUUUAUAUGAAUAUAUUCUAUAUAAAGAUUUUAUUUUGUUGGAAAAAUCGUAUAUUCAGAGAAUAAAUUUUUAAUAUAUUUUAUAUAUUUAAUGAGAAAAAAACAUAAAAAAAUUAUAAAGAAACAACAAUUUUAACUAUUUAAGGAUACGUAUCGAGGAGUUGCUUUCUCAAAAUAUAAAUUUGUUUCCUAAAGAACAUUGCAAAAGCCUGAACGGCCAACAUCAUUUUGAAGCAACAAGAAAUCUUCCAGUUCUUAAAAAAAAAAAAAAAAACAAAAAAAAAAACUUAAACAAACCGGGAGAUUUAUACCUAAAGUGAAGACAUUGAAAAAAAAAAUUAUAUAUUAUUAAUGAAAAAAAAGAGAGAAAAAAGUAUUUUUUAUAAAAGUAAAACUAAAAAAUUGAUUCUUAUGGAGAGAAAAACUUUUUUAAAUAUUUAUAGUGUUUAGAGGCUAUUUAUAUCGUUAUAUAUUUUUAUUGUAAGGAAAAAUGUAAAAAAAAGUUUUUAUUUAUUAUUUAAAAAAAAAAAUGCGAAGGAAACACUAACUUAAUUUUUGUUGAUUUGAACGUGUUGUUGUUUUCUUUCUAAAAUAUUUCUUGAAGGGAUUUGUAAAUUAAGAGUGUAUAAGUUGUGCCAAGUACUGAUUAAAAAAGUUAAAUUAGUGUGAUAAUUGUUUUUUUAAGAUGCGACUUUAUUUAAUUAAAAAUUUAUAAAAAAAAAAAAUGAUAUAUAAUAUUAUUUGGAUAAUUUUUUUCUUUAAAAUUAGUGUUUUUGCUAAUCAAAAUUAAAUUUAUAUAAAAAUCGCCAAAGUUUUUUUUUCUAAAAAUUUAAACAUAACUUUUAAACUUUGAUUUUAAUCGUCAUAAUGACAGGUGGAGUUUAUCACACAAUUAUUGACAUCGAAUAAAUAUUCAAAGGAAAAGCACACAUACAAAGAUAUCUCUCUUAAUAUACCUAAGACACAAAUAUAUAAAGCCACCAUCAUAAACAAAAAAAAAAUGAAAACAACAAACAUACUUUUAAAAUAUUAUAAAAUAACAACAAAUUACUAAUUUUAUCCCAAAUUCAUUUCGGUUAUUUUUUUUUUUUUUCAAUUUUGAUAUUAAACAAAAAAAUUAUCUAAAACUUUUUUACUUAAUAUAAAAUCCUUGGUAAUUUUUUGAACAUUUCAAAAGUUUUUCACGUACAAAUUUCAAGUACAAAUUGAACAGUAGAAAAAUUAUACAUUUUUAAUUUUCUUAAAUUUCAAUUUAUUCAUAUAAAAAAAUCAAAGCACCAAAAGUGCAAUGACAAAAACAGCAGAAAAAAUACUUAGACAUUUAGAAAAAAUAACGAUAUAGAUUUGCAGACGAGAAAUUCAGCCACUAUAAAAUGAUAAAAAAUACAACAAUCGAACAAUUUUUUGUUAAAAAAAAACAUCAAUCAAAUCUUACCACCAAAAGAACCACUCCACAAUAAAUAAUAUAAAAUAUUUUUUUCUUCAGCCUAAAGCAAACAACAAUCAGAGAGCAAGUCCAUUAAAAAUAAUAAAUUGAUUCUCGAACUAUUAAAGGCAUACAAAUAAUACAAAAUAAAAUAAUAUAAACUCCCAUUCUGAAUUGCGACGGAGUUGACAUUGCUUUCUAAAAUGUUUUGUAUCAAUUUUGAAAGGACAUCGUAGAAUAUCCUGCUAUUUUGUGAUCGGUUAUCAAGCUCAUAAUUGCCCGAUAUUUGUAACCGACUAUUUUCACUAAAUUUCAUUCAAAAGAUAUAAAGAUGCAUUUCUGAAAAAAAUUUCACAUCUGUCAGAUUUCACGAUAGGGACCAUUACUGAUUGUUUCAAAACAAAAUAAGGAAAGGAAAACCCUCGAUUUGAAUAGAAUAAUUUAAGAUUUUCAAAAAAAAAGAAAAAAUUAACUCAAUACAAAAACCAAACAUUAUUAAGUACCAUUUGUACUUUAGCCAAAACGUUAACUAACUUUUUCCAUACAAAAAUUAAGAAAAUCAAACAAAUUGGCCAACAUACAGAAUAAUGCGAUAUUAAAGAAAAAAGUACGAAAUAAAAAAUUAAUUAAAAUUGAAAUUAGACACAACACACUGCCCAAAUUAUAUAACAAAUUUCAAAACAUUGAAGAAAAAUGAGUAGUUACUUGGAUUUUCAAUUACUUUUUAAAGUACUUGUAAAAAAAAUAUAAUAAAAAAUAAAUAACAAUAAAUACAUAUUUCUUUUAGGAUUAUAAGAUAUUGACAUAAAAAAUAAUAUUAUCAAAUCUAUCAAACAAAACAAAAAUCAAACAAAAUAUUAUGUAAAAAGUCGUGGGUUUUUCGUAUUUUAUAUGCAUACACAAAACUACAAAAAAUAAAUUAGAAAAUAGAUCAUGAACGUUUUAUGGGUGUAAAUUACUCGAGAAAUAAGAAAAAAAAAACUACAUAAAAUUAAAAUUGCAAUCAAUGUGCUUAUCAAAUGGACAUUUUAACAAAAAGGAAUCUUAACUAUAACCAUCGUGACAGUUUAGUUUUUUUCGAAUGCUUAUUAAAAUCUUUAUAAUUUUCGUAAUACUUAAUCAACCAUAAAGAAACAAACAUAAAGAAACAAAAACUAAAAUCUAGUCUUAUUAAAAAAAAUAUUAUAUUUGUUGUCCAUUCUAUAGCAACACUUUGAUUGCUCUCGAGUUAAAACCAAUACAAUUUUAUUAUAUUCUCUUAUUCAUGUUUGUGGAGGCAAAACAAAAGUCAGACUAUUACAAUAAAUACAUUAUAUAUGAGCAAAAAAUAUAUAUGUUAAAAUUAUAAACAAAAAAAAAAGAAAAAUAAAAAAAAACACAGAAGUGUUUAAAACAAAAAAGGAAUUUCAAAAAGAUAACAUUCAUUAAAAUAGAAGAGAAUUUUGUCUUUCGUAAAGUCCACUUUGUUUUAUAUAAUUCUUUUUUGGCAUUAUUCAUUUAGAAAAUAAGAUACUAAAAAACAAGCUAAAUAAUGAUAAAUAUAACUAAUUUUUGUUAUUUCACAAAGAAAUAAUUACACAAUGAAAUUAUAAUAACACAAAAAUGAAAAGAAAAAAAUUCCAAUUCAAUCCAAUAAACCUAUACUACACACCAAUAUUCCGACACUAUUAUAGUUGUACACAGCAGACAAACAAACACACCAAAUCCAAAUAAAUAAAUGCAAAUAUUUAAAUACAUAUACAAAUACAUACAUAGAUAUUCAAUAUAACUUAUAUAAAAGCCGCACAAUCAAAACAAAAUACCUUUACAAUAAAAUGGAUUUUUUUUAUUUUUAUAAUGUUAUUUUAUCAGUUUUUAUUUGAUUUUUUUUUAAUUAUGUAAAUAUUUUAAAUAUAUAUAUAUUUAUAUAUAUAAACGUAUAUAUGUUCUAUUUUAACACUUUAUUUUUAAUAUUAAAAUUAAAAAUACAUCGAAGAUAAUGCAAGACCACAAUAAUUUCUUGGAGACUGAGCUACAACAUAUUUAUUUUAUUUGUGGUUUUGAAUUAUUUUCUUAUUCUUACAUUUUUUUUUAUAUAUAUAUAUAUAAAUAGUAAUACAACUUAUGAAUCCAAAAUCAGAUUUGUACAUAACAAAAACAAAUAAAUCUUUAUAUACGCAUACCUUUUGUAUGUAUUUAUCGUUUAUAAGCAUAAUAAUUUUAUACACAUUUAAGUAUUUUAUAAAACUUGUUUUACAAACCAGAUAAGAUACAAAAGUUAAAACAAAUAGUCUUAUAAUUUCUUCAAAAUAAACUAUCAAUUUAUAAUAUAAAAACAUACAUUUUCUUAUUUCAAAUAUUUAAUCAUGUAAAGGAAAAUUGUAAUUUUUUAACAAAAAAAAAAAAUAAUAUUACCUCCAAACAAUAAAACUACAAAAAAAAAAAAUAAUAAUUUGCCUUUUACCUUAUUAUAUUUGUUGCGCUGAAAAAUAAAACAAAUAUAUGAAUAUACAUUUUCAUUACUUUCGCAUUUCAAUUAUUAUUAAAAACAGAAAUAGAAAACUAUCAGAUCCAAAAUUUUAUUUUAUAAUAAAUUUAAUUUAUAUUAUGUAAAUUGUAAAUGAAGAAAAUACUAUACCUACCCAAUUCAUCUUUUACACAAAUUAUGAUGUUCUGAAAUAUGAAAUAGAAAUAUUUGUUAGCAUUUAUAUUAAAAGUUAAUAAAACAGUAAAACAAACAAAAAAAAAACUUUAAUUAUAGAACAUAAAAUAGAAAGGCUUACUGGUAAUGUAAAAAAAGGAGGGUUACAAAACAAAAAAAAAAAAAACACAAAUUUCGAUUCAAAGCAUUUCACAUUGGGCGGCUUGCCUGUGUGAUAAUAGUUUAUUUUCCAGCCGUAUCUUUUAUUCUAAUGUGAUAUGUUUCGAAACGAAAGCAAUUAUUUUUAUUAAAGAUAAAUUUAA